Amphibalanus amphitrite is the source of this 1632-nucleotide messenger RNA. RefSeq names its product protein arginine N-methyltransferase 6-like. The record is from RefSeq and is a predicted model, not a curated record. Gene Ontology annotation, biological process: peptidyl-arginine methylation. The transcript has 3 exons. Gene Ontology annotation, molecular function: protein-arginine N-methyltransferase activity. The coding region runs from base 204 to 1463 and encodes 419 amino acids. NCBI's taxonomy places the organism in Eukaryota, Metazoa, Arthropoda, Thecostraca, Balanomorpha, Balanidae.
AAAUCAAAUGAAAAUGAAAUGAAAUGAAAUGUGUUUUGGUUUGGUGUGGUGUUUCAAUUCAAAUUUAUUUCGAUUGAAGUCAAUAUAAUGUAAUAAUGUAAUGACGUAAGUCAUUUCCAGGCGUUAAGAUCAGUUAAGAUAUUUGGGAAGCACACUAACUAAGUAACUAGUAAAGGGAUUUGCACUAACCAAUGUGUUGAAAAAUGUCGAAAAGACUUGCGAAUCAAGAAAGUAGGGUGACAGAUUUGGACGAUUUGAAUGCUAAGAAAUUUAAGUCUCAGGCUGAUUCCCAUGCUGAUGCUGAAACUCAAGUCCGAAAUCACGCCUUAAUUAGCAAAACUACUAAAUCCUGCAAUUCUGAGAUGUCAAUAAAUGGCAAUGGCGAUGACGCAGGCUCAAAGAAAGGCAACCAACAAAACUUUGAGAAGCCUGGCACUGAGCUGAAGAUACCCCCGUCCAACCCAGCCGUCGAUCGCGACUAUUUUGCCUCAUACAGCGGGCUGGACAUCCACCGUACGAUGAUCGACGACUCUGCGCGCACACAGGCCUACCGGCACGCCAUCCUCACCAACUACCCGCUCUUCUACGGGAAGGUGGUUCUGGACGUGGGCUGCGGCACCGGCAUCCUGAGCGUGUUCUGCUGCCUGGCCGGCGCCCGGCGAGUGUACGCCGUCGAUGCCAGCGGUGCGGCCGAGUUCGCGCGCGCUGUGGCGGCCGAGAACGGCUACUCGGACCGUAUUCGCGUGCUGCAGUGCCGCGCGGAGGAGGCUGAACUCCCGGAGCAGGUGGAUGUGAUCGUCAGCGAGUGGAUGGGCCACGCGCUGCUGUACGAGUCCAUGCUGGACUCGGUGCUGGUGGCGCGCGACCGCUGGCUGCGGCCCGGUGGCGCGCUGUUCCCCGAGCGUGCCGUUCUGAGGAUGGCGCUGUGCACUGCACCGGAGCUGGCGCUGGAGACCGGCGGCGCGCAGUUUUGGCGCGGCGUGUACGACCGGUACAAGGUGAGGAUGACCUGCCUGGCGGAGGUGGAGGAGCGGCGCCGCUGGAGCGACCUCCCGGCCCGCGUCUGCGCGCUCCUUCCCGAGGAGCUGCACUCGCACGCGGCCACAGUGUGUGAUCUGAACCUCCGCACGGUACGAGCAGAGGAACUCCGCGAGCUGCGCGCUCCGGCAGUCGAACUGCAAAGCUUCGGGCGCGCGCAGCUGACGGGCCUCGCGCUGUGGUUUGACGUGCACUUCCCGGGCGGAGACGAGCUGAGUACGUCCCCGUACGUCACGGAGACCCACUGGGGUCAGACGGUGCUACCUCUGGAGCCGGUGAACGUCGACCAGGACUCGACAGUGCAGUGUCCGAUGGUUAUGAGGCCAGACCCGAAACACCCGAGAAACUGGCGGUUUAGUGUCGACCUCGCUGUGGGGGACGGGGAUUCCAGAAGUAUUCAGUGGGUUAUGGACGGCACUGGAUAAAGGGCUAGUGGAGGGCUGCUAGGAUACCGUGAUAAGUCAUGUGAAUGGGCUCUCCUCAAUGGGAAACCGCGUGGCGUGUUGAGCGUUGUCAUUUUGAUAAUCUAUAUUUUAUAAAAAGUUGCGAAUUGGUUGCGAGUGUACCUAAGAAAAUACAUUGGUGCACGCGCCA